This is a messenger RNA of Erigeron canadensis, 1703 nucleotides long. RefSeq lists its product as uncharacterized. Bases 338 to 1447 code for a protein of 369 amino acids. The transcript is spliced from 4 exons. Lineage: Eukaryota; Viridiplantae; Streptophyta; Magnoliopsida; Asterales; Asteraceae. The record is from RefSeq and is a predicted model, not a curated record.
AUUAGAAAAAAAACAAAAAGAAAGAAAGAAAAAAGGCAUGAAGCAAAAGAAAUUGCAAAGGCAAUGAGUGAAUGAAUGGCGCACUCUCCGAUUUAUUAGGGUUUUGUUUUUUGUUUCUAUUUAUUAUUUGUUCUCCGAAUAACACGCCCACCAAAUAUCCCCCCUUCCUCCAUCAUCAUCAUUUCUAUCAUCUCCUUGAAACCCCAUCAUCGUAACACACACAUUGAAAGAUUGUUGAAUUUACUGCGGGGUUACAAAAAACAUAGCUAAAACGGGGUCCCUCUGUUGUGUGGCCGCUAGGCCACAUGGGUCCAAUGCGGUUAGCCAAGAUUGGUCCAUGGGUCCACAUGAGCCUUACUGGAGAACCAACACCAGCUUCUCACCCCCUCCACCUACAUGGGAUUUUCGCUUUCAAAACGAGGGUCAAUCUUUCGGUUCUCAAGAGGGUAGUCGUUUAUUUGGUUCUUCCAUGUCUACCGACAGUAGAGGAAGUAGGAGCUGGUUAAGAGGGAAUUAUUUACCUAAUCAUCGCCAUUCUGUUUCUGACGGAACUGGGGUGUUUUUUAGUAGUCCGUCCGACUUGUCUCCAGCACAGCAAUGGACUCCUCCUGCUAUUCAACAAAUCAGGCUUGAUGAUUAUGCUACUUCUUCAAAAAGAGUUUUGGGACAGCAAUCCUUUUCGCCUACUUCUGAGGGACUUUCCGCUCCCCAUGAUGGCAGAGCUUCCAUUUCUUCUAAUUCUGACAGUAGUGAUUAUGGCCCAACAACCAAAUCACUGUCUUCCCACCAUAAUUAUACUGCUCGUGGUUGCUUCAUGUCCAAAGCUGUUCACCCUUUGGCCGUUUCAGCUGAAACAAACCCCUCCAGACUUGAUGAUCCCAACGACACCCUUCCUUGUGACUAUGACUUUUUAGAAAUUUCUGGACCAAUGGAACCCGAUACCCUCAACAGAUCCAAUGGUCACAAAUGCAACCUAUGUGAGCGUUUUCUUUCCCAAAGAUCGCCAUGGAGUUCUCGCCAGAUAAUCAGAAGUUUAGAUAUGCCAGUCACAGGAGUUCUUUCAUGCCGCCAUGUCUUCCAUGCUGAAUGUUUGGAUCAAACAACACCAAAAACACACAAAGGUGACCCUCCGUGUCCUAUAUGUGCUAAAACUGAAGCUAAAAACUCUCUUGAUCAACGGGUUGUGUCAAAAUUGAAAAAUGGGUUCCCACGGGUCAAACCGUUUCGUGAAGAGGGACCAUCUAGAACAUGGGGAUGUGCACAAGCGGGAAAUUGUGUUGAAGGGGCUCUGACUACACCAUCACGUAAUGCUAUGUUGCUACUGAACAGAAAUCGGAUUAAAAAGAGUCUUUCUCUGAAGAAAAGUGGCUCAUGUUCACCUCAAUCGAGUGGUGGUGAUGGGGUCGGGUCUUCAAAGUCAGCUUCAAGCUCAAGAAAGAAGUCAUGAAGUGGUAAGUCAUGUGUAUAUAACUGUUAACCAUAAAAUUAGUUCUGUGAAAACUGGUGGUUUUGAUUAUUAACUUAUAGUAAGACCGCCCCAAAAUUGAUCUCAUUGGGUGCCGUUUUCCUGAUUUUAUAAUGUCAUUGUAAAAUUUCAUAUCUAAUUGCCAACGUUUGGUAGUCUGGUCCCCCUUAAGGUUAUGUUAUGUAUACGCAAGAUUUAUGUAAAUGGUUAUGAUGUUCUUAGAAAUCACUUAACUCAC